AACACCGCACACUACUUCUCCAUAUCCAAAUCCACAAUCUCUUCGAUUUCAUCCCGAUGGCGCAAGCUUUAAAAGUCCCCAAACAGUUUCCAGGACAGCUGAUUUGUGGUGGCGUGGUCCACCAAUUGACAUUACAUGGACCAUAUGGAGGGAACGGUGGUACAUCUUGGAACGAUGGGACCACACACAAUGGAGUUCGAAAAAUCAUCCUUUCAUAUAAGAAAGGGGAAAGUGGAGGCAUCGGGACUUUUUCUGUGAUCUAUUCGGAUGGUACAAAGACCGAACAUAAAAGUGGUGAUAACACCUACACACAAGUGACGAUUGAACUAGACCCAGGGGAGGUCAUAGAAAAGUUGAGUGGAUAUACUGGUGCUGUGCCCGGUGCCCUUACUACUGCUGAAGUAGUACGCUCACUCACAAUUAAGACCAACCAGGAUACCUAUUCAUAUGGAGUUAAAGAAGGAAACGCUUUCAGUACCCCAACAAUCCCAGAUGAUUCCACAAUUGCUGGAUUUGUAGGAAGAACCAGCGGUGAUUACCUGAAUGCUAUUGGGCUUUACGAAAAAUCUUAAGAUAUUUAUGUACCACCGAUGUACUACAUAGUAAAUAAAACAUGACAUCCCUAUGAUGUCUUUGGCUGUAUAAAAUUAGCUCUACAUCUUCCUGUGUGUGUAAUAUAUGAUAAAGUCAGUGUGAUGUUUGAACUAAGCUCUACGUACAGAGCUGAUUAAAUAAAGUUCAGUGAGAAUGUUCCAUAUUUUA
This is a messenger RNA of Morus notabilis, 762 nucleotides long. Its product is annotated as jacalin-related lectin 19. NCBI's taxonomy places the organism in Eukaryota, Viridiplantae, Streptophyta, Magnoliopsida, Rosales, Moraceae. The record is from RefSeq and is a predicted model, not a curated record. Bases 57 to 572 code for a protein of 171 amino acids. The transcript has 3 exons. Gene Ontology annotation, molecular function: carbohydrate binding.